Molecule: messenger RNA, 1722 nt
Organism: Macrosiphum euphorbiae (potato aphid)
Lineage: Eukaryota; Metazoa; Arthropoda; Insecta; Hemiptera; Aphididae
Source: the annotation of a GenBank genome assembly
AUGAACGCUAAAUGUCUAGGGUUUUUGUUCGUGUUCAUCGGCCCUGCGUAUUCAGAGACUUACAGUGAAGAAUUGUUUAUUAAGCCCUUGGCCACGGGCUACGUGUAUUCGUUCUUUCAGUUCACAGUCAUCCGCGAAGACGACUCUUUCAAGCAUUCCACUCUGUUCCCACACUCGUUGGGAGACAUAAUCGAUAGAUUUCAUGUAGCAGAACUCAAUGUCGACCUUACUUCCGGCCUGUGGAGACACAAGUCCUGGGGUUAUCCGGCCGUCGACGCCCCAUCAGGCGCUGAGAUAUCUGCUCGUUUCCACAACGACACACAAGACGUGGACAAGAACUGGUAUGGCCUGACAAACGCGCUGUCGGGUUUGCUGUGUACGUCGUUGAAUUUUAUCAACAGUGCUAAUAGCUAUGAAUCAUCCUCCGACAGGGUCUAUCGAUAUUCAAAUUUACCGCGAGAAAAUGUCUGCACUGAAAAUUUGACGCCAUGGAAAAAACUUUUGCCUUGUGAUUCUACUCGAGGCCUUUCGAGCCUAUUAAACUCAGGCCGUGUGCACAAUGCCAACUAUCACUCCUUGGGAAUUCAUUUCAGGCCGUUAUGCCUUGCAGGGAAAUGUAAAUAUGAACUCCGCCAAACCGUUUCUCUUGUAUACGAUUCAGUAUUUAUAAGUUUCAAUAACAACUAUGAUUGGUCUCUCCGCAAGAUGUUUGGUACUGGACUGUUCAAGACGUGUCCUUUGGCAGAUUACAGUAAAAUCUAUUUAGAUACAUCAUCAAAUAGUAGUGUUCCUUAUUUGAUUUCACAAGAACCAGAUUAUAUGUUGAAAAACAAUAUUGCUGUUUAUAAUCUAAACGGCAUAUUUCAUUUGUCUGCUAUAGUACCUAGACCAAAAAUAGUUGUGUCUGAAUUACGACCAUUACUGUAUACAGAUAGAUUUAUCACUGGAUUUGGACAAGAAUAUGGAGGGCUAGUUACCCGUAUAUACAAUGAUCAUAAGUCGUCUAUAAUCGCCACUGUCAUUGAGAAUAUCCCAUGGUUCUUACCAAUUUACUAUCAUACACUAAAAGUGACCAGCAAUGGUGUUCGUGUCACACCAAAAGCUUUAAUUUAUAAGCCUGGGAAAGGAAGAGUACGAAUUUACUAUUUAGAAAUAGUUUUAGAGCUUGCACCACGUUCAGUUACAGAAAUAUCUGUUCAGUUUGACUAUGUGUUCUUGAAGUGGCAAGAAUAUCCACCAGAUGCUAAUCACGGCUUUUAUAUUGGCUCGGCUAUAGUGAAAGCUACAAUUCCGAGACAUGCCACUUCUCUAACGUUUGAUAAGUCAUUGAUUGUAGACAAUCUAAAUUCAACUGGAUCCGAUUACUUAAUUUGUUUGAAAACAGAAAAUUUCAUCAUCACACUACCAACGCCUGAUUUUAGUAUGCCUUACAAUGUCAUAUGUUUAGCUUGCACUGUAGUAGCAUUGGCGUUUGGGCCAAUUCACAAUAUUACUACUAAAAGACUGAAAUUGACUACAGCUAAGUAUGUGCCUGGUUUAGCGUCUGUUGCACAGAAAUUGUAUGUUUGGUUGGAAAAUAUAUUUUGGAGUAAAAAGAAAAACAAAACAGGAAAAGCAGCAGUAGUUAAAGUUUUUGUUCCUGAAGAGUUGAGUUACCAUCCAACAUUAGGUCAUGUAUCUGAAGAAUUCAUGAAAGAUAAAGUGGAUUAUAUAGCAUCAUAA